Gastrolobium bilobum is the source of this 2892-nucleotide messenger RNA. RefSeq names its product leucine-rich repeat receptor-like protein kinase PXC2. The transcript is spliced from 2 exons. Gene Ontology annotation, biological process: protein phosphorylation. Gene Ontology annotation, cellular component: plasma membrane. The record is from RefSeq and is a predicted model, not a curated record. Bases 1 to 2892 code for a protein of 963 amino acids. Lineage: Eukaryota; Viridiplantae; Streptophyta; Magnoliopsida; Fabales; Fabaceae. Gene Ontology annotation, molecular function: protein binding; protein kinase activity; ATP binding.
AUGAUGCAAGUGCAAUUCAUCCUAUUCCUGUUUCUUGUUCUUUUUGGGCCACUUUUUGUGACCUCAUUAGACUCAGCUUUCAACGAUGAUAUUAUGGGGUUGAUUGUGUUCAAAGCUGGUCUAGAAGAUCCAAAAGGUAAACUUUCUACAUGGAAUGAAGAUGAUUAUAGUCCCUGCAAUUGGGUUGGUGUCAAAUGUGACCCUGCAACCAAUAGGGUCUAUGCUCUUGUCCUUGAUGGAUUCUCUCUUUCUGGGCAUAUUGAUAGAGGGCUUUUGAGAUUGCAAUUCCUUCAAAUUUUGUCUCUUUCUAGGAAUAACUUGACAGGGACCAUAAACCCUGAUUUUCAUAGCCUUUGGAAUUUACAAGUUGUUGAUUUGAGUGAGAACAACCUUGUUGGGUCAAUCCCAGAUGGGUUUUUCCAGCAAUGUUGGUCUCUAAGAGUAGUAUCAUUUGCCAAAAACAACCUUACAGGUAAGAUUCCUGAUUCUUUGAGCUCUUGCUUCUCAUUGGCAAAUUUGAACUUUUCCUCUAAUCAGCUACAAGGGGAAUUACCAUCUUGGAUGUGGUAUUUGAGGGGACUGCAGUCACUUGAUCUUUCAAAUAACUUGCUGGAGGGAGAGAUUCCUGAAGGAAUUCAAAGUCUAUAUGAUUUGAAGGUGUUAAGGCUAGGAAAGAAUAGUUUCACUGGUUGGCUUCCUGGAGAUAUUGGAGGCUGCAUGCUUUUGAAGUCCAUUGAUUUCAGUGAUAAUUUUCUCUCUGGGAAGCUUCCUGAUUCAAUACAAAGACUCACCUCAUGCACAUCCCUUAGUUUGCAAGGGAAUUUAUUCACAGGAGGCAUUCCAAAUUGGAUUGGAGAAUUGAAAAGUCUAGAGAUGUUGGAUCUUUCUGCAAAUAGAUUUUCUGGUUGGAUUCCAAAAUCAAUAGGAAACCUUGACUUGCUGAGUAGAUUAAAUCUCUCCAGGAAUCAGAUCACAGGAAACUUGCCAGAGUCAAUGGUAAACUGCAUUAUGCUUUUGACUCUUGACAUCAGCCACAAUCACUUAUCAGGCCUUCUUCCUUCAUGGAUAUUUAGGAUGGGUUUACAAAGUACCUUGCUUUCUGGGAACAGCUUCAGUAACAGCCGUUAUCCUUCACUUACUUCCUUACCUGUAUCUUAUCAUGGUCUUCAAGUUUUGGAUUUGUCAUCAAAUGCAUUUUCUGGUGAACUUCCAUCUGGCAUUGGAGGUCUUAGUAGCUUGCAAGUCUUAAAUUUGUCCUCCAACAAUAUCUCUGGUUCUAUUCCAUUGAGUAUAGGAGAGCUUAAAUUUUUGUACAUUCUUGACUUAAGUGAUAACAAGCUUAAUGGAAGCAUUCCUUCUGAAAUAGAAGGGGCAAUUUCACUUAGUGAACUGAAGCUACAGAAGAACUUCUUAGGUGGGAGAAUUCCAAGCCAAAUUAAGAAAUGUUCAGCCCUAAACUCUUUGAACCUUUCUCACAACAAGCUUAUUGGUUCAAUCCCUUCACCCAUUGCAAACCUAACCAAUCUUCAGUAUGUAGAUUUGUCAUGGAAUGAACUCUCUGGAAGCUUACCCAAGGAGCUGACAAAUCUUUCCCAACUUUUAACAUUUAACGUUUCAUACAACCACCUUCAAGGUGAGCUACCAAGUGGUGGCUUCUUCAAUACCAUCUCUCCUUCAUAUCUAUCUGGUAAUCCAUUGUUAUGUGGUUCUGUUGUUAAUCACUCUUGCCCACCUUUCCAUCCAAAACCUCUAGUCCUAAACCCCAAUUCUUCUUAUUCCAACUCAAGAACUUCCUUACAUAAUCUUCAUCAUAAGGUCAUGCUCAGUAUCUCUGUCCUUAUUGCUAUUGGUGCAGCUAUUUUUAUUGCCAUUGGUGUGGUGGUUGUUAUUGUCCUAAAUAUCCAUGUGCAGUCUUCAAUGUCACGUUCUGCUGCUCCAUUUGCAUUCACUGGUGGUGAGGACUAUAAUUGUUCACCUGCAAAUGAUCCAAACUAUGGAAAGCUUGUGAUGUUUUCUGGUGAUGCUGACUUUGCUGAUGGGGCUCAUAAUCUUCUUAACAAAGGCAAUGAAAUUGGUCGUGGUGGAUUUGGAGUUGUUUAUUGCACUGUCCUUCAAGAUGGGAAUUGUGUUGCAAUCAAGAAGCUUACAGUGUCUGGUUUUAUCAAGUCCCAAGAAGACUUUGAGAGAGAGGUUAAUAAGCUUGGGAAGAUUAGGCACCAGAAUCUUGUGGCACUUGAAGGUUAUUAUUGGACUUCAUCCUUGCAACUCCUUAUUUAUGAGUACAUAGCUAGAGGGAGUUUGCACAAGCUUCUACAUGAUGAUAAUAGCAAAAUUGUCCUUUCUUGGCAACAAAGGUUCAAGAUUAUUCUUGGAAUGGCAAAAGGGUUGGCAUAUUUGCACCAAAUGAACAUAAUCCAUUAUAAUCUAAAAUCAACUAAUGUUUUGAUUGAUUGUUCUGAUGAGGCAAAAAUAGGAGAUUUUGGUUUGGUGAGGCUAUUGCCAAUGCUAGAGCAUUGCAUUUUGAGUAGCAAAAUUCAAAGUGCACUUGGAUACAUGGCUCCUGAGUUUGCUUGCCUCACAGUUAAGGUAACUGAAAAAUGUGAUAUAUAUGGUUUUGGAAUCCUGGUCCUGGAGGUGGUGACAGGAAAAAGACCUGUGGAAUAUAUGGAGGAUGAUGUGGUUGUUCUCUGUGACAUGGUGAGAGGUGCAUUGGAGGGUGGCAAGGUAGAGCAAUGUGUUGAUGAGAAGCUUUUGGGUAAUUUUGCUGCAGAGGAAGCAAUUCCUGUGAUGAAAUUGGGGUUAGUUUGUGCAUCACAAGUACCAUCAAACCGUCCUGAUAUGGCUGAGGUAGUCAACAUAUUAGAGUUGAUACAAUGCCCUUCAGAAGGAUAA